This is a messenger RNA of Lotus japonicus, 1003 nucleotides long. RefSeq names its product kinetochore-associated protein KNL-2 homolog. NCBI's taxonomy places the organism in Eukaryota, Viridiplantae, Streptophyta, Magnoliopsida, Fabales, Fabaceae. Bases 174 to 902 code for a protein of 242 amino acids. The transcript is spliced from 5 exons. The record is from RefSeq and is a predicted model, not a curated record.
CUUUAAAAUAGGGAGGAUUUAUUAAUUUGAACACACGGUCCGUCCACUCAGUUCAGUCACUGGUUCGAAAUUUGGAAUGCUAUUGUACCACUCUCGGCGCGAGCACGGAGGCGUAGGCAUUCAUUCAUAUCUGAUAUUUUCCAGAUAAAGUGCAGUGCCCAUCAGGAACCAGAAUGGAAGAAAGCAGCAGGGAUUUUUCCAACACCCAAUUUGGGUCUUCUUUUGAUCCAACUUCUCCUCUCUCCAACACCAAACCCAUCACUCCCUCCCUAUUCAAAUCCAAACCUGUUUUCUUACAUGAAUGGUGGCUCGCAAAGCCGCAAAACGAACGUGGGGGUUUAGCUGUUGGCGGCGUUGCUUCGAUGGAGAGAGAGAGGGUGUUUUUGUCAGCAGUGAUUGCAAAGAGACAUGAGGCUAAUGUCCUAGAGACUGAAGAUGGCAUCACAGUUGUUUUCCGUGGUUUCAUCAACACUAAUCGGACAUGUGAAAAUGGUUUUCCAUCUGAGGUAUAUCGCCGCUUCUUGAUUGGAUUUCCCCACGAUUGGAAAAAGUAUUCAGCUCACAAUUUAGGUGAUGAAUAUAUUGAUGGAGUGUCAGGUGUUGCAGUUGAAAGCCAAACUGGAAAUCCUGUUUCUUGUACAGGAUUUUCUGGAAGAAGCAUGGUUGAAUCUCCAAAAACCCCAAUUUUUUUGGAAAAAGACCAAUCAGCAAGUGACCCCAAGGAGAAGCAACGAAAUAGGCAAGAGAUUAUAGAGGACAGAGAUGAUUCCUGUAGUAGGAGGGUAACUAGAAGCAUUUCCAAAAGAGGUCACACAAUGCUUGUAAAAGAUAAGAAGGCUAAAGUAACCUGUGUUAAUUCUCCUGUUAGAAGAUCUCCCAGACUAUGUAAUUAUAGAAAAUAAUCUGUUAUGCUAAAAUAGUGGCGGGUAAAUGAAAAUGUAAAAGGAAUCAAUCAGUUUGUUAUUUUGUGAUUGAAAUAUGAAAGAUGUUAAUUGUUUUCGUA